GCGGGCAGCCGAGCGGCGCGGAAUCCCACCCCCCCACCCCGCCUCCUUUCGCCUGCGCCGCCCGAAGGGGGAGGGAGAAAGCCAAGCUCGCGCCCGGGUCGCGGGGCGCGCGGAGCCCCGGGGUGAAAGAUGCGCGGGCGCCCAGCCGCUUUGGAUCCCGCGCAGCGGCGGCGGCUGCAGCGGCGGCUGGGCGCCGGGAUCGAGUCCCCCGGGGGGGGGGCAUCUGAAGGCGGCGCCAUGACGCCCCCCGCCUGGGCGUGAGUCUGCCCGGCGCGCCUGGCGGGAAGCGAUCCUGAGCGCUCGGGAUCGGCCCGGGCGGAGGGCGCGCCUCCGGAGGAGCCGUCGCAGCCGCCGGUGGGAGAAGGAAAUCCUUCACCCCGCUCACUCGCUCGUCUCCCCGAAAGUGCCAUUCUGCACAUCAACCCAGAUUUCCAAUGUCCUGACUGGGUCUAAGAUGAAGAUAUGGAAGUUUGCAGCCAUAGGCACCAUGGUUUUCGGCUCCAUGCUCUCCGUUUUGGUUUGUAGAGACGUGCUCAGCCGGCUCCUCAAAUCCGCUGCCUUCCCUUUGUCGCUGUUCUCCAGAACUGACGCCACUGACGCCUCCUCCUCCUCCUCGUUGACCCAGGGAUCCAGAAGACGUCCGCGGGAGCUGGGACGCCACAGGUCGCUGAUCUCCCAGUACAGCACUUUGUUCGAGAGCUACACCGAGGGGGAAAUCCACCAGCUGAUCUCCACUUUGAUCGAGCGCUACAGCCAGUCCAUGAACUCGGGAGAACACGAGCUGCCUCUCUUGGCCAAAGCCGGCAACCGGAUGAAGCGCGCCAAGGCCCGCCACAAGCCCUGCUCCCUCAAGGAGCUGGAGGUGACCAUCAGCGAGCUAGGCCUGGGCUACAAUUCGGACGAGACAGUCCUCUUCCGCUACUGCAGCGGGACCUGUGACUCGGCCGUGCGGAACUACGACCUCUCCCUGAAGCACGUGCGGAGCAGGAGGAAGAUCCGGAAGGAGAAGGUGCGAGCGCGUCCGUGCUGCAGACCGUUGUCCUACGACGAUGACAUCUCGUUCUUGGACACGGGUAACCGAUACUACACCGUAAAUGAGGUCUCGGCCAAGGAAUGCGGCUGCGUGUGACCGGGAGGAGGAAACGCCAACGAGAAGGAAGAGAGUCUCCGUCUCCCUUGGCUGCGCCCAUGGGGGACCAGCCAGGGUGUACCUCCAGGAGGAAAGCAAAGGAGAGCAGACGAGAGAGGACCGGAGGUGGACAACUGCUUGGAAGGUCUACCUCAAGGAUGGUGGUGGGCCAAAGGACUCACAGCUGGAGGACCAGCAUUUUUGGCAGGAUAUGCCGAGCAGCUGGGAAGCAGAGAUGGCUAUAUUUGGGACCUCCCCCAAUAGCUUCCACCUUCUGACCAGAUGUGGCACUGGACACUGGACAGAAGGCCCUUCUUUUGAGUCUUGACCAACAUGCGUUCUCGGCUUCCACAAAAGAGGGGGGGGGGCUUCCCAGGACUGACGCUGCAUGGUUGGGAAGAAAAAAAAACGAGAACACUUGACUCAUUCCCAGCUUUCCAUGCACAACGAAGGGGUCUUGCCUGCGAUCUUCAACAGAUUGUGUCUGCUAAAAUGCACGAGCGAAGCCUGGGAGGUCCUCCGUUAAGUGAUUCCAUUUGGGAACCGAAGUUGUGGGGGGGGGGGUGUUCCUGUCUGGCAGGCCAAGAUUCUGUUUCUUUAAAAGACUUGCUGGUAAAAGAGGCUGGCAGGUUGAGGGAUUCUUCCCUCGCGUCAUUGCGUUCACGUACUGGCACCAUGAUCAACAGGACCAUGUAAAAAUAAUAUAUAUAUAUGUAUAAUAUAUAUAUAUGUGUGUGUUUAUGUAGUAUGUAUGUAUUUGGUUGUUCGGGUUUUCUCCCGUGUAAAAUUGGAAGUGUCUUGGCGACGUUU
This is a messenger RNA of Crotalus tigris (Tiger rattlesnake), 1939 nucleotides long. RefSeq names its product neurturin (gene NRTN). NCBI's taxonomy places the organism in Eukaryota, Metazoa, Chordata, Lepidosauria, Squamata, Viperidae. The record is from RefSeq and is a predicted model, not a curated record. The transcript has 4 exons. Gene Ontology annotation, molecular function: receptor tyrosine kinase binding; glial cell-derived neurotrophic factor receptor binding; growth factor activity. The coding region runs from base 455 to 1129 and encodes 224 amino acids.